Messenger RNA from Prunus armeniaca (apricot), 645 nucleotides. The record is from the annotation of a GenBank genome assembly. NCBI's taxonomy places the organism in Eukaryota, Viridiplantae, Streptophyta, Magnoliopsida, Rosales, Rosaceae.
AUGUCAACUAAUCCAGGGUCACAUUGUGUCUUGGAGUGUGAUCCAACAACUUCUUGCUUUCAAAGAUUGUUUAUUUGCUAUGGUGCUUGCAUUGAGGGAUUUAGAUGGUGCAGACCUUUGCUGUUCAUAGAUGCAACCUAUUUUAAAAGUAAGUAUAAUGGGCAGCUAAUUUGUGCUACCGGGAGGGAUGGAAAUCAAGGAUUUUUCCCAUUUGCUUUUGCUAUCGUGGACUCAGAAAACGAGGAAAACUGGAGGUGGUUUUUUGAAAAUUUAGCUAAAGUUUUGACUCCACAAGGUAGGACGAUUACUUUUGUAUCUAAUCAUAACAGAGGUGCGACCGAAGAUGUUUCAAACAUAUUUCCAAAAUCCCAUCAUGCAUUUUGUUUGAAUGAUAUGAAACAGAACCUCUCAUCUAAAUAUCCGGCUAAUUUUGGUAAAUUUUUUCGGGAUCGAACUGUUGAGCUUUUUACAAAAUGCGUAUAUGCUCCAACUGAAGCUGCUUUUGAGUUUAAUAUGAAAAAUUUAAAAGAUGAAGGCGGUGCUCCUAUGAAGACCUUUCUAGAAAAUUUCCCCAAGGAGAAUUGGUCAUAUGCCUAUUUUAAGGGUAAUCGAUAUGGUGACAUGUGCAGCACUGUUUCUGAAUAA